CAGGCAGAUUCAAAUGUGUUGCACACAGACUUGGUAAAUAACCCCAUAUCGGAGUGGAGAAAAGGAAAGUGAAUUAAAUGUUUGAAGAACACAAACAUACUCAUGAGCUUGUAAAAAUAUAAUAUUGAACAAAAACAAGGAAUUCGGUGAAGCUGUUGCAUCAGAAAAGUCGCAAAAAGGCAAAACAAGACACGUGGCAUGUUACGGUUCAAAAGAAAUUAACAAACCCUGCAUAAAAAGUCUCAAACAAAAAAAGGGAAGAUGUCAGAGCAACGGACAGAGCAAAACACAGAGCUUCUGGAAAUUUCCCCUACAUCUCAUCACACUGAAAAGUCACCUGAGAUUAGAAUCAUAUUGAUUGGGGGUCGAGAGUUAUUUGGAAGAGAAGCAAGUGGAAAAAGUACAACAGGAAACAUCAUUCUGGGCAGAAAUGCUUUUGAAGUUGGAAGAAGAACCGCCCGGUCUGUUAAAGCAGAGGGAGAAGUACAUGGAAGACAUGUGACUGUGGUUGACACACCAGGCUGGUGGUGGCAUUAUUCUGUGGAAAACACUCCAAACUUUGACCGACUGGAAAUCAUGAGAAGUACAACACUGUGUCAACCUGGACCUCAUGCCUUUCUUCUGGUCAUUCCCAAAGAUAUAAGAUUUGUACAAAUGAAAAGAAUGGCUUUGGAGAAACAAUUAGAGUUUUUGUCUGAGACAGUCUGGAGUCACAUCAUUGUGUUAUUCACCUCUAUUGCUCCAUAUGAUGACAACACUUUAAAAAAUAGUCUUAGAAAAUGGCCAGACCUCCAGUGGCUUCUACAGAAGUGUCAGAACAGAUAUCACAUUAUUAAUAUUAACAACAGCAAAGACAGCUCUCAAGUGAUCACACUGCUGGAAAAAAUUGAGAAAAUAAUAGCUCAAAACAAUGGUCAAUACUUAAUGGACAAAAGUGCCUUUGCACUGGAUGAGAGAGAGGACACAACAACUAAAAGCGCCAACAAGAGAAUUCUUGCUAUGGAAACACGAAGAGCUGAAUUCCAAGCACACAUUAGAGAUGAUCUACAAGAUCUAACUCAAAUACAAAUUGUGAUGCUUGGAGCAUCAUGGGCUUCAAGGAGCUCUGCAGGCAACCUCAUUCUUGGAAAAGAAAGUUUUGAAGUUGGUGGACCAAGGACAACAGUGUGUUGUAAUGUUAAAAAUGCAGCAGUGGAUGAAAAACUGCUGACAGUGGUCGACACUCCAGGCUGGUACUACAACUAUCCUGUUGAAAAGACACCAGAGAUGGACAAACUGGAGAUCAGACGCAGUGUGCAUCUAUGUGCACCUGGUCCAAAUGCUAUCCUGUUAACUAUUCCCAUUGCCAUAUCUUAUGACAGGACAGUACACACAGCUGUUGAGGAACAUAUGAGUCUUUUAGGGGAAAAGGUCUGGAAUCAUACAAUUGUGCUGUUCACGUGGGGAGACUGUCUUGGGGACACAACUAUUGAAGAACGUAUUGAAAAAGAAGACAAACAUCUUGAGCUUCUGAUUGAAAAGUGUGGGAACAGAUACCAUGUUUUUGACUGUAAGAAUCACACUGACCGCACACAAGUCACAGAACUUUUGGAGAAAAUUGCAGAAAUGAUGAUGGAAAACAACAACUCUCACUAUGUACCAGAGAUGGAAAGCAAUCCGUGUCUGGAAAUUGACCUGAUGCUGAAAACAACUAGAACAAACAUGAAAAAGGUGAGAAGGGAAAGGGCUAUCCUGCAGGAGUUGCUUAAGGAAAGGAAAAAACAUCUUUCAGAACUGAGGAUUGUGCUUCUUGGAGUUGAAGGAGUUGGGAAAGGUACAUCAGGAAAUAUCAUUCUGCAAGGACAAUUUUUUGAGAAUAGGCUGGGAAAGGACUUUAAAAUCAUGAGAAUAAGUCAAUGUGUAAUGCGACAGAGUAAAGUUGGAGGAUGUCAAAUCUCUGUGGUUGACGCUCCAGGCUGGUCAACAUCAACUCGAAAUGCAAGAAAAGACAUUUUAAACAGUGUGAAAGUUUGCUCACCAGGUCCACAUGUAUUCCUGCUAGUGCUGCCUGUAGAUGAGGCUUUUACAGAGAAAACUCAACAAACAGUGAUGGAGCUCAUGGGCCUUUUUGGAGCGCGAGUCUGGAGACAUACUCUAAUUUUAUUCACUGAGGGGCACUGGCUAAAGGACAGACCGACUGAGGAGUACAUUGUGUAUGAAGGAAAAGCCCUUCAGAGCCUGGUAGAAAGGUGUGAAAACAGGUAUUAUGUACUAGUGAAUGACUUGGGUAAUAAAUCUCAAGCCACUAAAUUAUUUGAGAUGACUGAAGACACAGUAGCAAGAAACAGAGGGGAAUACUUCACUCUAGAAAAGAAGAGGAGAGAUUCAACAUCCCAAAAAUAUGCAAGGUCAAAGACACUGACGGAAGAGACAUGGAAAAAACAUGAGGAUGAACUCAUAGAGAGGAUGCUGGAGGUAGCAGUUGCAGACCUGGAUGCUGAAUCCAAGCAGCCAUUUGCCAGACGCAGAGGAAGCUUUAGCUACGCAAUCCCUAGUAUGAGUGGAGAAUUUCAAAGCACCAGAGCUGAUGCACAAAACCCUGCUGUACCUCAAAGGCUCCAGCCUAAAAAAUGUCAAGUACCAUCAUCUGGAUAUCACAGCAAGAGCAAUACAUCCCAUUCUGAAGAUCAAAUGACAGAUGAUGUCAAAAAAGAUAUUCCAACUCAUUCAAGAGAUUUGAGUGGAGAUUCAUUGUCGGAUAACACCAGUGUUUCUACAGCUGAUACACAAAUCUCUGGUGUACGUUCACUUUACCUGUAUGCCAUGUAUAAAUUAUUUUAUAAAUCUGGACAUCACAACAAGAGCACUAGCUCAAGUUCUCAACAUCCAAAUGUGGAAAAUAUCAGAAAAGACAUUCCAACAGCCAAAAACCAGCAGACUGGCAUGGACUCAGAUAUGUGACACUAGACCACAAAACCAGUCUUAAGUCGCUGGGGUAUAUUUGUAGCAAUAGCCAAAAAUACAUUGCA
Sinocyclocheilus rhinocerous is the source of this 3008-nucleotide messenger RNA. Its product is annotated as GTPase IMAP family member 8-like. Lineage: Eukaryota; Metazoa; Chordata; Actinopteri; Cypriniformes; Cyprinidae. The record is from RefSeq and is a predicted model, not a curated record. The transcript has 8 exons. The coding region runs from base 262 to 2940 and encodes 892 amino acids. Gene Ontology annotation, molecular function: GTP binding.